This is a messenger RNA of Maudiozyma barnettii, 2811 nucleotides long. RefSeq names its product DNA-dependent ATPase RAD54 (gene RAD54). The coding region runs from base 1 to 2811 and encodes 936 amino acids. Gene Ontology annotation, biological process: reciprocal meiotic recombination; double-strand break repair via synthesis-dependent strand annealing. NCBI's taxonomy places the organism in Eukaryota, Fungi, Ascomycota, Saccharomycetes, Saccharomycetales, Saccharomycetaceae. The transcript has a single exon. Gene Ontology annotation, molecular function: ATP-dependent chromatin remodeler activity; ATP binding; hydrolase activity, acting on acid anhydrides. The record is from RefSeq and is a predicted model, not a curated record. Gene Ontology annotation, cellular component: nucleus.
AUGGCUAGAAGGAGAUUACCUGAUAGACCACCAAAUGGGAUUGGCAUGGCUCAAAGGCCAAGAUUGGUACCUCGUCCAAUUAAUGUGGAGUUAUCCAUGAAUAAAUUAAACAAACCAUUCAAAGUGCCGUAUCGUGUUAAUAAAGUUAGUCAUAACAAUUCUAGUACUACUACUACUACUCUUAGUAGUAGUAGUAGUCAAAGAAUAUUAAGGAAACGAUCUAACACAAUAAAUUAUUCAGGGAUGGAUGUUGAUAAAAAUAAUAAUUUGAUCAACAAUGAAGAAAAUAAUUAUUUGAUCAAUGAUAAAGAAAAUCCAAAAAUUUUGGAUAAGAAAAGAUUAACUAAUGCUUUAAGUUCUCAAAGACUUAUGAAAGAUCCUUCAAGGUUAGAUAAUAUCGAAAGAACUUUAAAAAGAUCAUUUUCUGUACCAAUUAGAGGUUAUGUACAAAGACAUAGUUUACCUUUAACUUUAGGAACUAAAAAAAAAAUUAUCACAGAACCAAGACCUUUACAUGAUCCAUCAGAUGAAUGUGCAAUUGUAUUAUACGAUCCAUCGGUAGAUGGUCAGAUGAUUAUUCAUGAUCCAAAUUUAACUACAAAUAUAUCGACUAAUGAGAAAUCUAAAUCAAAUGAAAAUGAAAAUGAUAAUAAUAAAAAAAAUUUAAAACGUGAAACUAUUCAUCCAAAACUAAUGUCUAAUGGUCUUAAAAAUAAAUCUUUAUUAGAAUUAUUAGGUCCAUCUGAUUCAUCUUUAGAAUUAAGUAAUAAAAAAUUCGCUAAUGUUCCUGUUGUAAUGGAUCCAAAGUUGACAAAAAUUUUAAGACCUCAUCAAGUUGAAGGUGUUAAAUUCUUAUAUAGAUGUGUCACGGGGCUUGCAAUGAAAGAUUAUUUAGAGUCAGAAAAAAUUACUAAUGCUUUAGAUUCACAACAGGAUUCAUCUAAGGAUUUAUCCUUAGAUGAAUUAAUUAAUAAAGACGAUAAAGAUUCAAAGGAUUCAGAGGAUUCAAAGACAUCAAAGAAAAAGACUAAAUCGAAGAAAAAAGAUAAAAAAAAGAAAGAAGUAAUACCAGUAUUGCCUGCUGUUAAUACAGGUGCAUAUGGUUGUAUUAUGGCUGAUGAAAUGGGUCUAGGUAAAACUUUACAAUGUAUUGCAUUAAUGUGGACAUUAUUAAGACAAGGACCUCAAGGGAAAAGAUUAAUUGAUAAAUGUAUUAUUGUAUGUCCAUCAAGUUUAGUCAAUAAUUGGGCUAAUGAACUAAUAAAAUGGUUAGGUCCAGGUACUUUAUCACCUCUAGCAGUUGAUGGUAAAAAAUCUUCUUUAGUUGGUGGUGCUAAUGCAACAGUUGCAGAUGCUGUUCAUGCUUGGGCACAAGCAAAAGGAAGAAAUAUUGUGAAACCAGUAUUAAUUAUCUCUUAUGAAACUUUAAGAAGAAAUGUAGAUCAAUUGAAAGAUUGUAAUGUUGGUCUAAUGUUAGCUGAUGAAGGUCAUAGAUUGAAAAAUGGCGAAUCAUUGACUUUUACAGCAUUGAAUAGUAUUCAUUGUCCCAGAAGAAUUAUUCUUUCAGGUACACCAAUUCAAAAUGAUUUAUCAGAAUAUUUCGCUUUAUUAAAUUUCUCUAAUCCAGGUCUCUUAGGGACAAGAACAGAAUUUAGAAAAAAUUUCGAAAUUCCUAUAUUAAGAGGUCGUGACGCAGGUGCAACAGAUAAAGAAAUGGAUAAAGGUGAAAGACAAUUACAAACUUUAUCGAAUAUUGUUUCGAAGUUUAUUAUUAGACGUACUAAUGAUAUUUUAUCAAAAUAUUUACCUUGUAAAUAUGAACAUGUCAUUUUUGUUAAUUUAAAACCAUUCCAAAAUAAUCUUUAUAAAAAAUUAUUAAGCUCUAAACAUUUAGUUAAAGGUGAAGGUGGAACAAACCCGUUGAUGGCAAUUAAUGUUUUGAAAAAAUUAUGUAAUCAUCCAAAUCUAUUGGAUUUUGAGAAAGAAUUUGCCGAUAUUGAUGAUGAAGAUCUUCAUAUUCCUAAUGAUUAUGAACCACCUAGUUCAAAAAGUAGAAAUGUUCAGACUCAAUAUUCAGGGAAAUUUUCCAUUCUAGAAAGAUUCUUACACAAGAUCCACACCGAAUCUGACGAUAAGAUUGUUUUGAUUUCAAAUUAUACUCAGACUUUAGAUUUAAUUGAAAGGAUGUGUAGAUAUAAUCAUUAUGGGUCAGUCAGAUUGGAUGGUACUAUGACAAUCAACAAGAGACAAAAACUGGUUGACAGAUUUAAUAAUCCUGAAAACGAAGAAUUUAUUUUCUUGUUAAGUUCCAAAGCAGGUGGGUGUGGUAUUAAUUUAAUUGGUGCCAAUAGACUGAUUUUAAUGGAUCCUGAUUGGAAUCCUGCUGCUGAUCAACAAGCAUUAGCAAGAGUCUGGAGAGAUGGGCAAAAGAAGGAUUGUUUUAUUUACAGAUUUAUCACUACAGGUACAAUUGAGGAAAAAAUCUUUCAAAGACAAUCCAUGAAGAUGAGUCUAAGUUCUUGUGUUGUCGAUGCCAAGGAGGAUGUCGAAAGAUUAUUUACUGCAAAUAGUUUAAAAAAAUUAUUCCAAUUUAAUGAAAAGACAAUAUGUGACACUCAUGAGACUUACCACUGUAAGAGAUGUAACGCAGAAGGUAAACAAAUUGCAAGAGCCUCUACAAUGUUAUAUGGUGAUGCAACAUCAUGGAAUCAUAUCAAUCAUAAGGGGCUGGAGAAGACCAAUGAUCAUUUGUUGCGUAACGAAUACAAACAUAACGAUAUCAGUUUUGCAUUCCAGUAUAUUUCACAUUAA